GUUUUUUUCAUUACAAGAACUGCACGUAUCACUAUCACAGAGCCUAAGCCAUUAUUUAGAAAACACCGGCAUUUUUACGACACUGUAUACAGUGUACUGCACAUUGAUAUGUUUUGUCUUUGUGGUCAGUUGAGAUCGACUGUUUGAGUAUUUCACUAGUCUAUCAUGCAUGCAAAGCAGACCUCUCUGAAUCCUGGGAAUGGACACUGCCUUGCCGGCGUGGCACUGAGUGAGCGCUAGUGUCGUACUUGUAGUGAUGAUUGUCUCCUCAUCUGGGCACCCCCGAUGGGGAAAUACCUGCAGCGACUUCAAGUUAACCUUCACUGGUUGCAUGCCUGGGUUUGCAGAGGUGUCUUGGGGCAAAACAGAUCCGCAACCAUGGAAGCCGUGGAAAUCAUGUACAAGAGUCCCAACUUCAUCGUUGUAAAUAAACAUUAUGACGUCAAAAUCAACAGCAAUGACAGUGGCGACAGGGUCACCGUGGCAACACAGCUGGCGUAUCGAUUUCCUCAGUUGGUGGAUGCAAGUGUCGCUCAUCAGUUUCGGUUUGUUCACCGUUUAGAUUACUCUACCAGUGGAGCUCUUUGUGUAGCUCUGAACAAGAAAGCAUCAGCCGAUGCUGUAAAGGCAUUCAAGAAGCACAAAGUCAAGAAGUCUUAUCAUGCCCUGUUGAGAGGUCAUGUAAGAGAGAACUACCUCCGUAUUGACAAGCCUGUUUAUCCCAACUCGCUGGAGGGCUACACUCACAUGAUGUGCGUGGUGGAUGAUGUUAGUGCCCCUCAGUCAGAUGCUGUCAAAAUACUCCCAGCGGUCACCGACUUAUACGUCAUACAGCGUGGUCUAUAUGACGGACAGCCAGCCAGCAAGGUGCUACUCAAGCCACUGACAGGAAGGAGGCACCAACUGAGGGUCCACUGCUGGAGUCUUGGGCACCCAGUCGUUGGCGAUUACACGUACAGUAUGCGGCGGGACGUCAAGCCGUAUCGCAUGAUGUUGCACGCGCAUCGACUCACCAUUCCAACUUCAGCAGAGACCGUGGAUGCUGUUGUUCAGGACCCUUUUGUGCCCGAGGUGGAUUCCAAAUGGCACCCCUUUGACAAAGAUGAAAUUCCUCCAGAUAUGGAUGACAGUAGCUCUAGUUUUGAGACUGUCUGCCCAAGCAGCAAAACACAAUGCCAGUUGAUGGACGGGAAACGAACUAGGUGACCACCAGCUUGAAACCAAUGCGUAAGCGGCCAUUUGCUGGAAGGAGAAGGAGACUGUGGCUUUUUAUGUCCCCAGCCUUCCCUAUGUGGAAGGGUUUAGCUCAGUGGUCAGGAUUUGUAUCUCCCACACAAUAGGGUUGGGGGUUCGAAUCCAGCCACUGGUUGCAUGUCGUGACCUUGAAGUCACUUUACCCGGACUUGCCUCACUCCACCCGUAAGGACAGAAAUGCUUUUGCUUGAUUAGCCGUUUGCAUCCAAAAUGGUAGCAUCAAGCUGUGUGUUUCCUAGAGAGCUGAGAUGGUUUAUUGAUGGUUAUGGGCACAGUGAUCAAGUUUAAUGCUGACGUAGCGCCUUGAGCACCAGAAAUUCUGGAUAUGUGCAUUUUAUAAAUAUUCAGUAUUAUUAAGUGUACCUGCUCCCUUCCAAAAGACAAAGGUUUGCUCACAAAUUGUAGCCAAUCAGUGAUCAGAGAACUUCCAAGGAAGCUUAGCCUCAGCCUGGUUGAAUCUGUACUUAACCUCAGAUAAUUUCAGAUUGUUUGAGGUUGCAAUAGAAUUAAAAUAUACAAGUUUAUAUUUAUGUUCUCUAGACAAGUUUGAACUGAUAUGCCACCAGUCCCACAAUGAAGUCAUUCUCAAAUUUUGGUGCUUCGAGGAACAUAGAAUUAAACAUUAUUUGCAUUGAUCAUUACCGUUAAGAUUUCAACUUUACUACAGAUUUCAAAGUUGAAGGGUCAAUUUAGACUUUUCACAUUUUUACACCAGGAAGUUCGUGUUUCACAAUACUUGUAUGGAAUGCGUGACGAAUUAGGAUGAAAAUGGCACAAACGAGGUGUUUCCAGGAUGAAUUUAUUGAGACAUUACAAGCCCUACACAAAUUCAAUGCAGAUUUCGAUUUCAUUGACUUCAAAAUACAAUUCAAAUUCUGUCAUUGACACACAAGACAUGCCACAAAACCGAUGAUGCUGUGCAAAUCUUCUCUGGAAUGUUAAAAUUAGUCCGGACUUGUCUUUCUUUUUUUCCACAAAGGUCCUUUUGAUACCAACUUACGGGUGUCUCCAGACAUUUUUUUUGCAAAUAUUAAAUUGAUUCUACGUAAGUAUAUACAGAAGAAAGAGCCAAAUCGUAUAAAAUUUGAUUGAAAUACUGACGUUUAAUGUCUUAGUUUAAUAAAUCUGGUUGUUGCAUUGA
Messenger RNA from Acanthaster planci (crown-of-thorns starfish), 2395 nucleotides. RefSeq names its product RNA pseudouridine synthase domain containing 1 (gene rpusd1). The record is from RefSeq and is a predicted model, not a curated record. Gene Ontology annotation, molecular function: RNA binding; pseudouridine synthase activity. NCBI's taxonomy places the organism in Eukaryota, Metazoa, Echinodermata, Asteroidea, Valvatida, Acanthasteridae. Gene Ontology annotation, biological process: enzyme-directed rRNA pseudouridine synthesis.